This is a messenger RNA of Biomphalaria glabrata, 2046 nucleotides long. RefSeq lists its product as uncharacterized. Gene Ontology annotation, molecular function: growth factor activity. NCBI's taxonomy places the organism in Eukaryota, Metazoa, Mollusca, Gastropoda, Planorbidae. The transcript is spliced from 3 exons. Bases 462 to 911 code for a protein of 149 amino acids. The record is from RefSeq and is a predicted model, not a curated record.
CCAGUGGCGUGUCUAGAAGGGGAUUCCGGAGAUCCAUAGAGUUCAAAGGAUUAUUGAAAAACUAAUAAUUAUUCUAAACAACUAUUCUUUCAAUAGAAUAUUAAUUAUGACUACAAUACAGUGAAGCAAAAACUACGCUCUAUCUUCCAGCGACUCAAUGCUUGGAUGCUGGAGAUGGACUCCAAUGGAAAUGCUACAGUGAAUUGUUCACACCUGGAGAUACCUACAUUAUCAACGCCUAUGAUGAGAACUACGUACUAAGUGUUUAAGACCGUCAACCAAUGGUUAGCUGACUCCUGGACUGGACCACUAAAUAGCUAGCUUCACAAGCGUAUUCAAGUCAAAUGUAUUCCUGAUGUUCAAGGACUAAUGUUAAUGAUUUUCCAACCAUUUUUUAUUUUCAUUUUUAAAAAAUCACACCUGUUAGCAGGAAGAGAACGUUUCGAGGCAUUGGUAAUAAAAUGGUUCAAUGGCUCCACUGGACAGUUUGUUUAUGCUUACUAAUCACUCUUCUCUUCAAAGUAUUUUCCGAGAACACAACUGGAAACAAAGCAGACGACAAGAAUUCUGAGAUGAUGGACGACGUUGUCAAACAUGUUCGGGACACUGUCGGCUACAACUAUUUAAUCAAACUGCACCAGACUCUCUCUGAACAGCUUCGGCUGUGUGAUGAAUUAGACGAUUACUCGUGUCGACGAUGGGCUUUACGAGCGUACUUGCCAGAUCUUGUUGAAAACAACACAGUGAUUUUUCGGAGAUCUAGAUUGAAAGAGGACACUCCAUUUUUCGUGGAUUCACAUGGAUUUACAUGUGUCAUCAGUCACGUGGAGUAUCUGCUGCCUGUCUUUGACAGAACUGAACUUUCACGUGCACAAAUCAACGUUUUUGGACGUAGAACAUGUGUCACCUGAAAAGUCAGGACCAAGUGGCGCCAGUAUCUUUAACCUUACCGGCGUUCAGUUCUUGAAAAAGAGCUCUAUUCGCAUCACUGUGCUAUCAUCUUGGCUUACGACACAUCUGCUUAGAAACUCUGUUCUUUUUACAUUCUGCAAUAUGAACGCCACGGUAAUUGAUACCAUUCUCGGUGUCACCGUGACAGACGACAAAAACGUGCACAUUCAUAAUAUGCAAGGAGACGAUCCAAAAACAGCAAUUUUAGGAGCAGACGACAAAACGUCUGACAAGCAAAAAAGGCAGAGCCGGAGCUCUGUCAAGCAGUUAUGUCCAAAGAAACAGACAUGCAACUCCAAGAGUACAUCAGGAAAAUGUCGCGGAAAGAGCACAUCAGUGACCUCUCCAGUACCAAAAGUUGACUUUCAUCCCCAACUUGAAGGAUGCAAACGGCAUAAGCUUGUCAUAUCCUUAACAACAUUUUUCCCGCCGGCUUUCCAAGUUCUUCAGCCUACGUUCUACGAUGUAGGUCAGUGCAAAGGAAUUUGUGCCCACGUGACAGACUAUUGCCGAUUGGAUGUUUUCAGAACAGGGCGCGCCUUUUUGUUAAACCGUAAUGUGAAUACCUCUUUGGUAAACCAUGUGUCGUGUUCCCCGCACAAGAUGGAGAGUGCCUCAUUUCUAAUCUACCAUACUAAAACAUUUAAGGCAAUUAUCAUUGCAAACACUCGUGUUAAGACGUGCAGGUGUGUAUAACAAAAUGUGGCCGCGUAGGUGUGUGCGUAUGUGUGUGCGUGCUCUGCUUGCUUGAAACAAACUUUUUGUUUUAUAGAAUUAUUUUAAUGUAUAAAUUGUGCAUUGUUAAAUGAUACUAGAAAUAAAUAUUUAUUACAACUAAACUGUAGCCUAUGAACACCUUUUUUUUUCUAAACCCGUAGGAGUGACGGUGAGAGGAUUAUUUCUUUUACUUCGUUAUUUAAACAAAUAUUUUGCACAAACACAUAAACGACCAGGGGCGCCUUGGGUGUCAAAAUCGGCCAGGGCAUUUCUAUACAAUAUUGCCCAUAAAUUGUAUGUCAUAUAAUGGGCAUCAUUAUAGACCUUCAUCAUUAUAAGUUUGAUAAUGUAUUAAAAACUGUACAUAUGCAUGCAGGG